ACGGCCACCCACAAAUGCACACUUUUUCUCUGCGCACUCCGCGUUCCGCGUGCUCCCUCGUCGGCUGAUUUGGCGAUUUUCGGGGAAGAAGAAGAAGAAGAAGAAGAUGAAGGGUCAAUCGAAAAAAAGGUUUUCGAUGUUCAACACUUUUGUAAGCGUCAUUUGCAAAUCAAAAACGAUCAAAUCUACACAAAAUUCGAGCUUUUCUCACUCAUCGAUUUGAUCAUCGAUGAGUUUCGAAAAGAGCCGACGCUGGCAGAAAUCUCCCCGCCGGUUAGGAUCGUCGGAGACAUUCAUGGGCAACACGACGAUCUUAGGGGGCGGGGAUUGAACCUGUGGCUUGUGGGGCGGUGGUCAAAAGCGUUAUCCGGUACACAGGUCCUGGGCGCGCAUACGCAUAAUGGAUGGGCGACGGAGGACGCGCCGAUGAAUUGGGUACAGGGAAAGGACGCCGGUAUGGGACAUAUACGGGGCAUAUGGGGCACACCGCCGCCGCAAAGCAUCUCCUCGCCUGGCUUGCUGGCACUCGAUGAAAUGAACUAA
Molecule: messenger RNA, 543 nt
Organism: Caenorhabditis briggsae
Lineage: Eukaryota; Metazoa; Nematoda; Chromadorea; Rhabditida; Rhabditidae
Exons: 3
Source: RefSeq, a predicted model, not a curated record